Molecule: messenger RNA, 1206 nt
Organism: Penicilliopsis zonata CBS 506.65
Lineage: Eukaryota; Fungi; Ascomycota; Eurotiomycetes; Eurotiales; Aspergillaceae
Exons: 1
Coding region: 1-1206 (401 amino acids)
Molecular function (GO): hydrolase activity
Source: RefSeq, a predicted model, not a curated record
AUGUCUCUAGAUGAUCAUCUCCCCCCCGCAGUGAGCAGCCGCACGGUGGUCACCUCCGACCUCACCUUCCACCUCCUGGAAGCCGGAUUCUCCCCCGGCCACGACCGACCGCUGAUCCUCCUGCUGCAUGGAUUUCCCGAGCUGGCGUUUUCCUGGCGGCGAGUCCUGCCGUUACUCGCCGCGCAGGGGUAUCAUGCCGUGGCCCCGGACCAGCGAGGGUUCGGCCGCACAACGGGCUGGGACACGCGCUCCUUCGACUUUGUGGACCUGGCCAGUUUCUCGCUGACAACCCUCGUGCGCGACUGCGUCCUGCUAGUCCAUGCCCUGGGAUACCGGGCUGUCCGAUGUGUCGUGGGCCACGACUGCGGUGCCGUGCCUGCUUCGUUGUGUGCGUUGAUCCGGCCCGAUCUCUUCCACAGCCUCGUCCUGCUCAGCCAUCCUUUCAACGGGAGUCCUUUGCCAGAGACCAGCAAGAAGGAAGAUAACGAAAAUAACGAAAAUUAUAACAAUAGAAAUGAUGGUAGCUCUGGAGUGGAAUCGGCGGCAGGAGACGUUCGUGUCGCUCUGCGUCGUCUCGGGAAAAAACACUACAAAUGGUACAACUCGACCCCGGCCGCGAACCAGGACAUGACCAACCCGCCAGAGGGCCUCCACGUCUUUCUACGCAACUACUUCCAUCUCAAGAGCGGGUCGUGGGCGGGAAACAAUCCACACCCACUGCAGAAAUGGUCUGCGGAUUCCCUUCUCCACCUGCCGGCGUACUACAUCAUGCCCGUCGAGGCGACCAUGCCCGCCGCCGUGCGCGCUGAGAUGGACGCGCUAUCCGCCCAAGAACAAGCGAGGUCGCAUGUCUGGCUGCCCGACAGCGAGCUCGCCGUCUAUGCGGCCGAAUACGCCCGCACGGGCUUCCAGGGCGGACUGAACUGGUACCGCGUGCGGACGGCGACGCGCGGGCAGCACACGCGCGACUUUGACCUCUUCGCCGGCAAGAAGAUCGAGGUCCCUUGUGCGUAUGUCUCUGGCCGGCUCGACUGGGGCACCUACCAGGAGCCUCGGGCGCUGGAAAAGAUGCUUGACGGAUCCGUCUGUCUGGAUUUCCGCCGCGCUGUCCUUCUCGACGGCGUUGGGCACUGGGCGCCGCAGGAAUGCCCGGUAGAAGUGGCUAAUGUGAUUAUUGAUAUUGCUAGCUGUCGAGAAAACAAAUAA